Messenger RNA from Parastagonospora nodorum SN15, 1599 nucleotides. RefSeq lists its product as hypothetical. The transcript has a single exon. NCBI's taxonomy places the organism in Eukaryota, Fungi, Ascomycota, Dothideomycetes, Pleosporales, Phaeosphaeriaceae. Bases 1 to 1599 code for a protein of 532 amino acids. The record is from RefSeq and is a predicted model, not a curated record.
AUGUCUACCUGGAUCCAAGACUGUGUCAAAAACCAUCAAGGGUGCUCGAAACCCGAGAAAAGCUUUAUGCCAACACGUCUGCUUGACGUGCAAGCAGUUCGCGGAUCCAGAGACACCAAACUAGUGACGCUUACUGGCCAUGAUGUUAUCAGCUCCUAUGUGGCCUUGAGCCAUUGCUGGGGACCACCUUCGAAGCGCCCGAUGAUUACUACAGCCGCCAAUCUUGCGAUCAACAGGCGGCGCAUCUCCUUUUACGAUCUUUCAUUGACUUUCAAAGAUGCGGUCAAGCUUACAAUAGAUCUCGGUGAGAGAUACUUGUGGAUUGACUCCUUGUGCAUUGUGCAGGACGAUCCAGAUGACUGGCUUCAUGAGGCUGGCAAGAUGUCGGCGGUGUACGGGAAUGCGGUAUUCACGCUCUCGGCCCUGAGCUCCAGUGACAGUACUCAGGGCUGUCGCGUGGCCAAUCCCAGGGCGAUAACGCACGAACGCCGUUUCUUCGACUUCGACUCCGGUCCAUAUCGCAUACGCGUGUUCGAGAAAGAAAUUAUGAAAUGGCAUCAGGAAUACGGUGACGACACAUAUCGGCACGGCGAGCAUGGGCCAAAUCCUCUACGUGGACGAGCGUGGACUCUACAGGAACGAGAACUGUCAACGAGAAACAUAUUCUUCUCUCAAAAUCUCGUGCUCUGGGAAUGUAAAGAAGCGAAAGGAUCAAGUGAACUACCAUGGCAUCAGGUCAAGCCCCUUGACGAUUUUCGCCCUUGGUCAAUGAGAAACGUUCUUGGAGAGGGCGUACUUCCAGAUGGUCCGGUGGCAUUGAGAGACCGAUGGUACGAACUCAUGGAAGACUACAUGUCGCGCCACCUCACCCAAGGUUCCGACAAACUCCCAGCGCUGGGUGGUCUUGCUCAAAACUUCCAGAAGAAACUUCCCUCGAGCGAUUACCUGGCUGGCAUCUGGACUGAACACUUGCCGCAAGCCUUACUUUGGCGGAUGACUGACGCGAGCAAUGCACAAAGAUCCACGACAUAUCGAGCUCCUAGCUUCUCGUUCCUAUCGCUCGACGGACCCAUGAGCUAUGAGAGCCAGAUGUUGACGAAUUACGGCGUGGGAGAUCGGUGGGAAGAUGACCGAAGGGAUUUUGCGUCUACAGAUCUGGAGUUCCUAAGUUCCAGUAUUGAGCUCAACGGGGUAGACCGAUUUGGAGCCAUACGCCGAGCAUCGCUUGCGUUUCGUGGGCGAAUGUUACAAGUCAGACUCAAGCUUCGAGACGAAGAAGAGGACAAUGUUCACCAGUGGAAUGUACUCGACACGUCCGAUGGCUCCAUGUCAGGCGCUUUCUUCCCAGACGUCGGAGGAGAGUUUCUUGCAGAUACACCUGCGUGGUGCAUAGCUGCACGUCCUGAGCCAGAAGAAAGUUAUAUCCCAAUUCCAUAUUUGAUAUCUGAGAGGUUGGGUCCCGAUGCUGCGUUGGUCAUGGGCCUUGCAUUGCAGCGGGACGACGGGAACGUCGACAUAUUCAGGCGUGUGGGACUGAUUCGGUGGAUGAAGCGUUCCGCAUUUUACGGUGUCAAAUUGACCAAGUUCGCUAUGGUGUAA